Messenger RNA from Wasmannia auropunctata (little fire ant), 3273 nucleotides. RefSeq lists its product as uncharacterized. Bases 414 to 2237 code for a protein of 607 amino acids. The record is from RefSeq and is a predicted model, not a curated record. The transcript has 7 exons. NCBI's taxonomy places the organism in Eukaryota, Metazoa, Arthropoda, Insecta, Hymenoptera, Formicidae.
AACACGCGCUACCUACAUAACCUACAAAUCGUCAAAUCAGUCGUCGGUCGGUCGGUCCGCGCGUAUUCAUGCCGUUCACAGCAGUUCACAGCUGAUGAUGUGCUUCAUGUGUUGUGUCUACGCCGGUAUUUGUUUAUAUCGUGUGCAGGGUGUGCAAACUCCUCUGACGAUGCAUCCCGACGUUCCGAACAAUUGCUGAGCCGCGUCGCAAUUCGUGAAUCGUGAUUCGAAAGCGACAGAAACAAAAACGAACCCUCGUCGAUGAUUCAUGCCAACACUUUCUCUCGGCAAUAAGGUUAUGUCCAUGAUCAUUGGUGAGACGACGACGACGACGACGACGACGACGACGACGACGACGGGAUCAGCGACUGUAUCGGGCACACGCGUUUCACCAGGGCGCGAACGCUCUCGCGAUGAUAAGGACUGGCGGUAUGCUGGACGGCCGUGAGUUUGGCAAACGUGUGCGUCGUGUCCUGGACGGCAAUUACUCGUAUCGUAAAAUUCUCUUAAUCGUCCUGGUAUGCGGCGGCCUGUUGCUGUACUUCGGCCCGCCCUUCGCUCAAUGGCUCUUUUCCUCCGCCAGAGAGCCUAUAGAAGCAUUUGAAGAUCAUUGCAUGAAUGAGAGAUUGGCUAGUUUCUACUUUGAUGCUGUUGAAUAUAAUGCAAAUAUUCUGCACAACCCACCUAAGAAGAAUGAACAUUCUUAUCUGCCGUAUAUUGGCAAUGGUGUUUUUGGAGUUCCCAUUUCUCCAGAAGCCUGGCUGUAUAUUAAACAUAGGAGAGCGCUCUUGCUGCCUGUACAAUGGCAACCAUUGAUCUCGCAUCCUAUACCCAAAGAUAGCUCUUAUCGAGAAGCAACUAUUGUUCAUUUUACAAAUGGGAUUGUUUACAAGUAUCAGUGCCUUCGAGAGGGAUAUCACAUAGAAUUUCAAUAUUAUGCUCAUAGAGGUCUCGAUGGAAUUUUGGUGCAGACUAUAAAACUCUCUAAUCCAUUUUCACUUUCUCAAGAAAUACCAUUAAAGUCACAGGAAUCCAUUCACUGGAGUAAUUCUCAUAUAGAGCCCAUCAGAAUUCAAGUGGAUGGGCUUAAUCAUGAUUACUCUUUCGUAUCUGGAUUCGUAUCUGCGCCCAACUCUAACAAGAUAAUAGUUGUAUCGAUAAUUUACAAGGCUCCGCCUAAAACAGUGCAGGUAAAAGCACAUAGUUCCGUUAAAUUAGAAUUCUUGUCAAGCAUUCAGUACAGCGAGCCAAUCUCGUCCGAGUACUAUCAUGUGGAACGCGAUGCGACUAAGAAGAGAGCUGUCGAUUUGAUGAGAAAGGCGAUUGCGCGCCAGCAGCGAAGCCUGAGAGAGGAGCAUGUAAAUCUCUGGCAGAGUUAUUGGUACACGAGUCUGAGGAUAAGUGAUUCCAAGGCCGACGGUGCCAUCAAUGGCUACAAGAUUAAUUCUACCAUGUAUUACGUAUUGUCUCAGGUUCCGCGAAGUGUUCAAGAUGUCGAGAAAAAUAUUGCUAUGAACGAAGGAUGCUAUCGAGGUCACCAUACUUUGGAUGCUCCUCGCUUAUGGAAAGAUACCUCAACUAUCGAUGCCGUCAACGAGAUAGUUGAGGCAUGGUUGAUAACAUUGGAAAAGCAAGGUUGCCAUCAUCUAGUGAUCGGAGGUCCUGCGGCUGUACAGCAGGCAAUCGUGUUGAGUCUCGGUAGCCUGAGAUUCAGUAAUCAACAUCUCGAAUUCAAUAUCGAUCCUCAGUAUCUUCAUCGCGAUUAUUUGUUUAGACGUAUAAGUUACGGAAAUUUAACGCAUGUAAAUAUAUCCGUAACAGUUGGUGAGGAUAAUCGUGCGAUAUUAGGAGUAGCUUUAGAUAAAAGUGAUAGUGUUUACUUUGGAUGUGAUGCCGGCUGUUUGGACGCACCAGUUCCUCUCGACCAGACUUACACGAAUUUUCCCGUAAAAUUGACGAAGCCACUAACCGCAAUACUUUACAUAACAUCCGAUCAUCAGCACAUGCAAGAUCUUCGUAAUGCUCUGCAUGUGCACGAAGUAGAUGAUGCGCCGGCACACGAUCACCAGGUGAUGGCUUUGCACAAGCAUGGACACCAACUCGGAGGCUUGCCCACAUUAUUCUGGGUUAGCAUAUGUUUUCUGAUAAUUGUGUUUCAUUUGUUUCUAUGUAAGCUCAUUUUUAACGAGUAUUAUGGUCAUCAAGAUCGGCCACGAGUUCGAUAUAAUAAACCGUGAUAUAAUUGUACAUAAUUUUUUUGUUGAGAUGUAUAUAUGUACAUUAUAACGCGCGCGCGCGCGCGCGCGCGUGUGUGUGUGUGUGCGUGUGUGUGUGCGUGUGCGUGCGUGCGUGCGUGCGUGCGUGCGUGCAUGUGAGUGAGCAUGUGCGAUACCCUCGCACGUAUCACAAUAUAACCAGUAGGACCACUUCGCAAAAAAUACGUGUUUGCGCAGAUAUCGCCACGCAACUUUUGGAUUGGAUCCAAUGAAUCCGUAUUAUUAUUUAUCUGUUUUAUCACUUAUGAGACACUAUUUUCUUGAUUCGCAACUUUUGCUUUGGGCUGGAUUCAAUUAAUCCGUAUUAUUACUUAUCUGUUUUAUUAUACUUAUGAGACACUAUUUUCUCUAUUCGGUUCUGGAUUUUUUAAAUGGUAACAUAGUGAAUGUUUACGUGAUCUGAAUGAAAUCAAAGAUGCCGACACGAAGUGUCCUACUGGUAAUACGUAUGUAUAUACAUGUACACAUAUAUAUAUAUAUAUAUAUAUAUUUUUGCAAGUCAUAUAAUUAGUGGAUUAAUUUUUUUUUUAAUAAUGAGGUGUGUAUGUGUGUGCGUACAUGUCUUAAUGUAAAAGUCGUAUUUUUAUAGCAUUAAGUUUUCUGACUAAAACAAAAGCUACGAGCAAACAUAUUUAUCUAUCAAUCAUUCUAAAAUUAUAAAUUAAAGUAUUACCACUUUUUUCGCGCGUCUUACAAUUCUCUUAUUAUUUUUGUUGUUGCAUAGAAUCUUGAUGUAACAUAAGAGGAAAGGAUUGUAAGAAUCAGCCGCAUUUAGUGCUGAUUAUACGACAAAAAUAAUUUGUUGACAACAUUUAUUAGAGAAUAUUUUAAAUGUAUAAUAAACUGUAUUACAACAUAAAUAAAUGCGUACAUAAUGUAACAAUUAAUGUAUGAUGAUAUUAUUGGUGAGAAAGAUACGUAUGCUAACAAUAAGUUAUAAUUGCCUAACGAGAUAAUAAAUGUGAUCAAGCAUUCUUGGAAUGUUUAUGAAUGACUA